CAAUACUUGAAAGAGUUUUGAUGAACGUCGUCGAAGCAAUUUCAAGUGGUUGGGCUCGGAUGAUGGCUAGUCGGUAUGAUAGAUACCUGAAAGCCAUCGUUGUUUCUAAUAAUGCGAAUGAAAACCUGAAGGAUUUAGCAAAAGACAGGAGUUGGAAAGAGUUUGUAACUAGUAGUAUUGAAUCAUUCUUGCAGGUAUUUGAAAAAGACAAGACGAGCUUCUAUGAAGCGUUAUCGUGUUUACAAGUUCCUGAGUUGGUUGAAGUAUUUGCCGUAACUUUGCACCUGUUCCGUCACUGUCGAAACAAGCUGUCGAAGAGAAGACAAAAGCUUUUCGGCGUCCUUGUUCGAGUGUCCAUAGUAUCUGGAAAACAUUCACAAUUGUUUCAGUUAUUUUUGUAUUUGGCUAGAAGAAAUUGUUUUGUAGGUUUGUGGUCAGAGUAUUCAGGGAGAGCAGAAACUUCAUUGGGAGAUAUUUGUGCAGUUCGAAGGGAAUUGGCGUUGAUAGCGUAUUAUUGGAAUUCUUAUGAUUUGAACGGUUUGUUUCCUUGGGAAUGUAUUAUACAAGCUGCUGCCAGUGGCGAUAAAGAGGCAAAGAUAGUUUUUAGUUGGCUGUUUAAUAAUUCUGACUGUUUAGAGAGUGAGAGAUGGACAGGAUUGAAUAGUGAUUGGAGUGUUUGGAAAGAAUUGGAUUUAUUGGAAUACACAAAGAGGUGCAUUUUAUUGAAUAUUUCAUUAGAGAAGGUGGUUGAUACAGUUGACUGUGAACAUGUUUCAGGUCCCUUAGAGUUUCGUUGUUCUCCAGAGUUGGGGUUAUCGCAUGUUUGUGAUUUUCCUUUGAUUUCGCCUCACAUCAUUUUCAACAACGACAUAUUGAUGGGUGAUAAGCGUUUUGUUGUAUCCAACUUUGUAUUAUUAGAGCAUUUUAUUCCUGUCAUUUAUGAUUGUUUAGAAUGUAUUGCAAUGGGCAUUCCCGUCAUGUUAGAAGGCCCUGCUGGAAGUGGCAAAAGUGCAUUAUUACAGUUAUUGUCACAAAUUAGGGAACAAAGGGAAGUAAUAUAUUCGCAUGAUAUGGAUGAAAAGAAGCUAUCCUUGCCUCAAACGAUAACUUUAUGUAUGAGUGGAUGUAGAGGUUUUGAAGACUUUGAUGAACUUGUUGGAAAUAUUGUGCCACAUGCCGAAAGUGAAGGCUUUGUUUGGAAAGCGGGUCCCAUUGGAGUUGCUAUAGAAGGAGGGCAUUGGCUAGUUUUGGAAGAUCUUCACAAUACAUCCAAUGCAACUUGUUAUGGAAUAGAAAGACUGGUUGAACUGAGAGCUGGUGAGAAACUUGAAGUUUCUGGUAGAAAGCGACCUUUGGAGGCGGCCUUUGGAUUUCAUUUAUUUGGUGUACGUACUUGUGAUGAUAACUGUUGUGAUACCAAUGAACAACAUUCAUAUGAAUGUCAGUCUUCUUGGGAACCGCCAGGAGGUUCGUGGAAGUGGAAACGGAUUCAUUUACCCAAUCUAUUACAGAAUGAAAGAGAUGGUCGUCUUUAUAAGAUUUUACAAAGUCGUUUUCCUUGUCUUAGUUUUUGUCAUCACAGGCUGGCAUCAACAAUAUUCGAAUUGUUACGUAUAUAUCGUGAAAAGAUUUUGAGUAGAUUAUGUAGGCCAGCAACUCUUACAGAUUUGAUACGGAUCUGUACACGUUUGGAAUACUUACAAUUACGAGGAGAAAUUUUAAGUACAGAAAUGGCUGUUUGUGAGUGUUUAGAUGUCUUAUGCUCGUGGGACCCCGACAAGAAUAGAAGGAGCCGUGUCUACUCUGUCCUAAGUGAAGCUUGGAGCAUUCCUUUUGAUACAGUGAAGUAUUUCGAUAUUAUUGUACGUCCUCAAUGGAACACAACUAGCCAAGUGACUGGUAUAACAAGGCUUGGAAGGGCUCAAUGGACAAAUGAGAACAAUAUCAAUAUCUUUCAAGCAACUAUCAAAGUAUCUAAUGGCUGUUCAUGGAUGAGUCAUACUCUACGUUUAUGGGAGCGUAUCGCUCGCUGUGUUGAAAUGAAAGAACCGGUCUUAUUGUGUGGAGAGACGGGUACAGGGAAAACUAGUGCUAUUCAAGAAAUGGCAAAGAUGAUGGGAGUUUCGGUUGUGGUUUUGAAUCUUUCGCCUCAAACGGAAUGGAAUGACUUGAUUGGUACUUAUCGACCUCAUCAUCCCUUUCAAGACGUACAACAUUUGAGUCAGUUGUUUUUGGACGCUUUUUGUCCAAGUUUUGGCACAGAAAGAAAUCAAACCUUUUUGCACAAUUUGGAUUCUGCUUUGAAGAAUAAGGAUAUCGAUCGUUGUUAUCGUUUGAUUGUUGGAGCUUGGAAAAAGAUUGAACAAUCAGUUUCCUUGGCAUCUUUGGAAAGUAGUCGACACGAAAAGUGGAAUAUCUUUCGUGAAUAUUUAUCUCAGUUUAAAAAAGUUUAUGGAGACACAGAAUCUAACUUUCAUUUGAAGAAGAGAAAGCGAAAAGAUGCUUUGGAAUGGAACGAAGGUUCUUCCCGAAAUAAUAAUUCAAUAACCUUUCGAUUCCAAGCUGGACCUUUGAUAAGUGCCAUGAAAGAAGGUCAUUGGAUAUUGUUGGAUGAAAUUAACUUGGCACCGUUUGAAAUAUUGGAAGAGUUAUCUAUGUUGUUAGAACGUGGUAUGCUGCCAGUUUUGAAUGAUAUUUCGAGUUGUGAAAAUAGAGAUAUGGCAGAGAAUACUUAUUUGAAGGCACAUCCCAACUUUCGAAUAUUUGCAGCGAUGAAUCCUCCUACAGAUGUUGGCAAGAGAGACCUGAGAUUAAGUAUUCGAAAGAAAUUUACAGAAAUUUAUGUGGAUGAAAAUUUGGAAGAGGAAGAUCUAAUAAUAUUGAUAUCCAAACGUUAUUUUGGAAGAAGUAGAGAAGAUUGUACAGAUGAAGAGUAUUGCAUUGUUCAAGAUGUCGUUCGUUUCUAUUUGUCAAGCAGAAAAUUAUGUGAAAAUCAAUACUUAGUGGAUGCCAAUGGUCGUAAACCACACUAUAGUCUUCGAGCUCUUUGCAGAACUUUGGAUCUUGCUCAAUGCAUAUAUUGUAGAAUGAAGUCAGUAGGAAGUGCAUGGAUGCGACAUAAGCGUGCUUUAUAUGAAGGAGCUUCACUUUCUUUUAUAUCUCCAUUACCUUUUUCAUGUCGAUCCUUUAUAGAGAAACUAGCAGAUGAGAUAUUUUUAGCUGGAAAUUCUUUAAGAGACAAGAAAAUGUCAGAAUUGGUGAAAGUUCCCACAAGUUUAUCCGAUGGAUAUUGUUUCAUCGAAAUGGAAGGUUAUUGGUUAUUAUCGCAGCAUUCAACUCAUCUUGAUCACUAUCGAAACUCACUUAAGUCUUCAAAAGUAUCAGUAGACGAGGGAGACAAUCAGUUCAUUACAACUCCCUCGGUAAAACAUACGAUGCGUGAUAUAUUGAGAACUUUACAAUAUGGUGUACCUAAAUAUGCCGUGUUGUUACAAGGCCCAACUGCAUCUGGAAAGACAUCUUUGGUCUCUUAUCUGGCUAGAACAACUGGACAAACUCUCCUUCGAAUCAACCAUCAUGAGCAUAUGGAUUUAUCUGAAUAUUUGGGAAGCUUUCAAAUGGAUGAUACGGGUUCUUUUCAUUUUGUACAAGGUCCUUUAUUGAAAGCUGUCCGUUUAGGAUUCUGGGUGGUUUUGGAUGAACUCAAUUUGGCACCCAACGAACUUUUAGAAGCACUGAAUCGUUUAUUGGAUGAUAACAGAGAGAUUUACGUACCAGAAUUGGCACAAACAUUCCGUGCGCACGAAAAUUUUGUUCUUUUUGCCACUCAAAAUCCUUCGGGAGAAUACGCUGGUCGGAAGCAACUAUCCAGAGCUUUUCGAGGAAGAUUUAUAGAGUUGAAUGUUGGUGAACUGCCGAUGGAAGAGUUAAAUGUGAUUCUUCAAAGGCGUUAUAGGCUACCCUUAUCCUUCACAGAGCGAAUGAUAAGAGUGAUGCAUGAAUUGCAAGUUCAACGAACUAGAGAAAGAGUAUUCUUAGGUAAAGAGUCUCUUAUCAGUGCAAGAGAUUUGUUUCGUUGGGCAAGUCGAUCUCCAGAUAGCAAGGAGAGUUUGGCAAAAGAGGGAUUCUUCUUACUGGGAGAACGUUGUAGAACCACUGAAAGUAGAGAAUUCAUAAGAAAAGUUCUCAUCGACAGCAUAGGAGUCUCUUCAGAAGUAUUGAAGGAUGAACAUUUAUAUGAAGAGGAACAGAACAACGAAAAAUGGAUGCCAGUACUAGCCAAGUUGAAUCUAGUACCAACUCCUUCCUUGUUUAGAAUGAUUGCUUUGGUGAAAAGGGCAUUUGAGCAUCAAGAGUCUGUGUUAUUGAUAGGAGAAACUGGGAUUGGAAAGACAACUUGCAUUCAAGUAUUGGCAGAGUACGAGAACAACUUUUUAUGGACUGUGAGCUGUCAUCGACACUUGGAUGUCUCCGACUUUAUCGGUGCUUUUCGUCCGAGAAGAAAGAGCGAUUCCAGCAAGCUUUUUGAAUGGGUAGAUGGUCCUCUGGUCUCUGCUAUGAAAGGUGGUAACUAUUUUUUAUUGGACGAAGUAAACAUGGCAAGUGAUGCCGUAAUAGAAAGACUUAAUUCAGUAUUGGAACCUGAAAGAACACUAACAGAAUACAAAAGUUGUUGUUCCACUCAAGAUUCUUCCCACUCAAGCAGCCAUAACUUAACAGCACAUAGUCAAUUUUGUUUUGUGGCAGCAAUGAAUCCAGCUAGUGAUUAUGGAAAGAAGGAAUGUUCUAUAGCCUUUCGCAGUCGAUUAACUGAAAUUUGGGUACCUCCUAACAAUGCGGUUGAAGAAUACGUUGGCUUUAUUGCAAAUGCUUGGUCAAAGCAAUCUCCUCUUCAUGUGUAUGUAAAGCCUAUGCAGGAAUUGGUGAUAUGUGUUUUAAAUGAUAUGGAUUCGUCACCACCUUUAGAAAGACAACUGUUAUAUUCGAUGUUCACUUGGAGAGAUAUUAGGGCUUGGAUGCAUUUCAUUGAAUCAAGUAGAGAAAUUUUUCAACAUCCAUUCUCCAGUUAUGCUCAUGGUUUUGAUUUGAUACUUUUAGAUGGACUAAAAGUGAGUUCUUUAUCACAUUCGUCACAUUUAGAAAGACUAGUAGAGAAGUGGAAAACACUUUUGUUGAAACAGUGUCAGGAAAGAAUGUGCUUUGAAGAAAUACAACAAGAACUAUAUAUCCAAGGUUUAUCAAAGCAAACCAUUCCUAUUAGGGAGGAGGAGGAAGCCUAUCGUUUUGGUAAUCUAAAGCUGAACAAAGUGAAUGCCGAUAUAGAAUCUGACCAACAAAAUAUCUUGUCAGUUGUUUCUUUGGAAACGGACACUAUGAGGAGAAAUUCUUUUCGAAUCGUUAGGGCAAUGCUGUUGAAAAAGCCAAUCUUAUUGCAAGGUCCACCCGGGAUUGGGAAGACCAGCAUGAUCCAAGCUUUAGCAUCUCUAUGUGGACAACGGCUUUUGCGUGUCAAUUUGUCGGAACAUACCGAAAUGUCUGAUUUGAUAGGAAUGGAUGUGCCAAGUAACCAUCAGAAUGAUGAAAGCAAUGCACCUUUUGUCUUUCGUCCUGGUCCCCUGCUUGUAGCUCUGCAAAGAGGCUAUUGGAUUCUUUUAGAUGAGUUGAAUUUAGCUCCUCAAACAGUUUUAGAAGGACUCAACUCUUUGUUGGAUCAUCGAAGGAGUAUUUAUGUCGCAGAAUUGGAUAAAGAGUUUUAUGCAGAUGAUCAACCGCAUUUCAUGUUAUUUGCUACUCAGAAUCCGGCAGUGGAUGGUAGUGGAAGGAAACAACUACCGAGAAGUUUUCUUAGUAGAUUUACGAGAGUUGCUAUGGAACAAUUGCACCUUGAAGACAUGUGUCAAAUUGCGGAGAAGCGUUUCCCGAAGUUGAAUCGAUCCUUUAUUCGAAAAGGUUUGCAAGUGUUGGGAAAUAUUCAGCAAUGCCGAAAGGAAAAUGAGCCCCAAGAGUUGACUGCUUCAAAUAUGGAAACAAGAGAGCAUAUGAAGUUGUUGUUGAGUGGACAGGAUUUGAAUCUUAGAGAUAUUCUUCGUUGGUUCUCAUGUGUUGAAGAACAUGUAGAGUUGAUUGGAGAUUUUGAUGUGGCAAGUUACUUGUUUUUUGAAAAUUUGAUUAUAGAAAGAUUAGGAAUGGACGUUCAUGACUUAGCAAUGGAAAAAUACGGUCAAGUUUUUGAUACACCGACUAGUAUACAACAAAAGAUUCCUUCUUUUACUAUUUAUCGAAAGGACAAGUAUCUUAUUCAAGCAGGACCUGUGGAAAUAGUUUGGCACAAAGACUGGUCAGAAGAAGAAGAAUCAUUAGCAACUUUUUCCAGGACUAGAGAAGAAGUUCGGUGGAUGGAGACCUAUCGAAAAAGUUCAUGGACAUUAAGCAUUGGUGUUUUGCAUGAUUGGCCUAUGAUAGUCAUUGGAAAGAGAGGAAGUGGAAGAAAAAGUCUCAUUCGUACAUUAUCCAAUAUAUUUGGUAUGAAAGUAAUUGUAUUUAUUUUUGAUUUUGUAAACUUUUGUAUAGGACAAAGACUCGUGGAAUGGAAUCAAUCUGGAAUGGAUACAGAUGGUGGUAAUUUUGUUGGAAGUUAUCAAGUUUUCGAUGCUUGGGAGACAUUGUGGGACAUUCUUCAAGUUGAUGUUAUAUCGAGAUGCAACCAAAUACUCGGUGCUAUUUUUGUGGAAGAGAAGCAACAAGAGAAGAUAGUAAAAGACUUGUAUUUUGUUUCAAAAUGGGUAAGAGAGUUGUGUUUGGAGUUGCACAACAAGGGUUCGAACAAGUUUGACUGGAUGGACUAUGAGUUGACAAAAGUUAUUGGAUUCUUUGAUCAAUUAUCAAAAGAUGUUAUGAAUCCCAAAAUUCUACAUUGGAUAGUAUCUUUGCGUAGAAAAUUGGAGGAAUGUCUUCACAUUCAUAAGAAUGAUAAGAAAUGUGUUUCUAUGUUUCAAUGGGUAUAUUCCUCUUUCAUUAAAGCCGCUAGACGAGGUGAUUGGAUAAUGAUAGACGAGGCACAUCGAUAUCCACCAGCUAUUUUGGAUGCACUGAAUCCAUUUUUAGAAGAUUCUGUAUCGGGAACAAAUAGAACACUUUGGCUUCCAUCCACUGUGGAUGGAGAGGAAAGAGAGAGUUUUCAUAUUCAUCCCCGGUUUCGUAUAUUCUUUGUGGUGGAACAAGGCAAACAACAUCAGUUAUCGAAGGCCUUGUGGAAUAGAGCAUUGAUUACUCAUUUACCAGAUUUGACUGGUAGUGAAAUGAAUAACGUCACGACUAUCAAUAAUAUGACGAAUCCUUUAACCCUUAAAGAUGUUUUUAAGCUUUCUUGUAAUUCAAUAGAACGGAGUGUUUUUAGUUGUUCAUCUUUUUCUUAUCCAGAAGAGAAUAUUGUUCAUAUGACAUAUUAUUGGUGGACAAUGAUGAGUCGACGAAAGAGUUGGCCAGACUUGAAAGAUAUUGGUUCAGAUCGUAGAUGGUCUUGUAUAUUUGGUUUACUUCAUUCUAUGGGAAAGCCAAGUUAUUUAGGAAUACCCGAAGAUAGCCUAUUAGCACAAGUCUACUGGAUAUGUAUUGACAAAGAGGAUUCCUUAUCUCCUACCGAAGAAUAUCAAUGGCUACAACAAUGGCUUGAGUCCAAAAUGCCUCACAAAUAUCAAAACUCUGACAAGUUGGUGCUGUUGAAGAAAUAUCCUGUAUUGUGUUUAUCAGAGUUUUUCUUGCAAAUGAGUGUUUGGGCCACGUAUUAUUCAAAUUAUGAAAGAUGGAUGCCUUUAGUUACCCAAUUCGUAGAGUUCUAUAGGUGUCAUAUUGUGGAGGAGCGUUAUUUGUCAUUGGUCAACUCCAUGUCGAACUUUGUUACACAGUCACCUCAGAGAGAGUCGAUGUCUUAUUGUAUGUCGAGGGAUGAAAUGAUCGGUUGGUUAGUAAAGGAAGGAAUAGUGUAUCUCCCGCAAGUUUUACGUGGUGAAUAUGUUGUUAUGGAAAAUGAGAAUUUCUUAAAUCAAACGGUUCUUCUAUUGGAAUAUUUGUGGGAUGUGGAAAUGGUGAAAAAGAUGGAUACUUCAAGUCUCCCAUUUUUUACUGUUGGCUAUUGGACUUUGAUACAAUGCAUAUAUGGCUAUCCAAACGAAGUGGAACCUAUUGUUAUGCUUUCUUUGUUCAGUUUCCUUCAACAAGCCUUGAAAGAAUUGUUACUUGCGUCAGGUGCAUUUCAAGAAAUUAUUUCACAAGAAAGAGUAAGAGACUGGCUUCAUCAAUGUGAUCAAGUUCUUCUGUCUGUUGGUGGUUGGAAGUUACAGUUUUUACAAAGUUAUCAUUUAUUUGAACCGCUUUAUGUUUCCAAAAGAAUGCAAGAGGCUAAUAUUGGUUCCCUGGAAUAUUUAGAUAGUCAGAAUGCCAAAGCAAUAUCUCGCCAAUAUCAAGUUCAAUUUCGUACGUGGUUGCGUUCUCAACAAGUCUUGGAUGCCGAUGUUGACAUACCAUCGGAAUGGUUAUCGUCACUGAGUGUCGAUUUCUUUGAGUCAAUACUCAUUCCUUAUGAGAAUGAACUUGUCUUUAUAUGCCAGGAGACCCGUAUGGUUUUCACGAUAUGGCAUUUUUGGACAAGUAUUUUGUUUUGGAAUGGAGCUCUUGAAAGUUGUUCGAAACAACUUCCCAUUGAAUGGCUUAAUAUGGUUUCCACGUUUCCAUCAUCCGAUUGGAAUAUGGAAUGUCUUAUCUCUCAACAACAAUUGAUUUGGCUAUUCGAUUGCAACUCCAAGUCUAGAGUGAAAUGGCAACAAGCUUGGAUCCAACAUUUCUUGGCACAAGGCAGUCUGUCAGUUAUCCUUUGGCUAUUUCAGAAUCGUAACAGUUUUCAUAGAAUGUCUUGCCUGGAAAAUGGAUGGAUGUAUCUCUUAAGUAGUUCGUUACGUUGUGAUUGGCAACGAAGUAUUUGCAUAGAAAAUAAUAUUUAUUCUUUGAAUGCUUUGGGAUACAGUUUGCAAUUGCAUCAUUCGAAACAGUUUCUCAACCAAAUGUUGGAUAUCAUCUGUUCCCUACGUGAUGAAAGAGUCUUUCAGCCACAUGACUUGUUUGUGAAAAUGUACAAUGUCCAAGUAGAGUUGUGGAAACAGACCUAUUUGAAUGAUUCGUCAGAUAUGCAAAGUUUUCAAAGUGCUGACUUUAAUUUUCAUAUAUGUGAAGAGGCUAAUCGGUCGUUAUUUUCUAUUGGAGAGAAAUGGUUUAUGAUGGGAAGACAGCAUUUAGAAGAAUGCGUUCUCUUUCGAAGCAAAUAUCACCCAAGAAAAGUAGGACAGAGCAUUCAAAGCUGGAAACAAGUAUUAGAAGAAAUGAGUUACUUCCGAUUCUUUCAUUUCUUACAAGAUGAAAGUUACAUUUCUUUAUGGCAGUGUUUUUGUGAGAACAUUUUAUCGACGAGCUGUAAUCUGGCAUCUUAUUCUGAUUUGGUCGAAGAAUAUCCUCAACUUGUACAAGCAUUUUUAUCUAUGGCUAGUGACUUGUUAUCCUCUCAACGUUUAGAUUAUUAUCAACAUGAGAUAUGGAAACUAGGGAAGAAAGGAAUGGAAGGCAAGGAUAUCAGUUCUGUGUUACAAGAAUUGAAUCAAUGGCAAACCAAUCUUUCGCAUGGCUUGAUUCAACUUUCCGAAGUGAGCAAGGAUUGGGGACUAAUAGACCAAGUGCUUGUAGCUGGCUAUGAAAUUUUGGUUGGAAGUUAUUUGAUGACCAGAGACUUUUAUUUCCAACUUCCUAUUGGUGGUUGUGGUGAUGUAUCAGAUAAUGUUCCAUCGCCUAUAUGUCCUAUAAGUUCGUUGCCUUCCAAAUGUGUUGCUUGGUCUCUUCAGUAUGAAAAUAGCAAUUUUAACCUAUCCAUCUCCCAGUUGAUGACCUUAAAAUGGCUUUACUUUUUAAGAAUGGAGCCCGUUGUUUCUCAGGUAACUAUUCAUGGAAUAUCACAAGUACACAAGUAUCUUGGACAAAUAAUUGGGCAUUUCGGUUUACGAAGCCAUUUCGUCCAACCAAACGAAAUGAAUCAAGCUCCCAUUUCAUGGAAUUUUCAAGAAAAAGCCGAAGAUGUAUGGUUUGAUGAAGAAAGUCGUGAAAGUUGGGAUAAGUUGUAUUUACAAGCACAUCUUUUGGAAGAUAUGACAUCUGAGCAUUCGUGGGAAAGUUCCAAGCAGCAAUUGGAGAAGAGCAAAAGACAUAUUUGGUUUAUCCAGUUGAUCAUUGGAUUGUUGACUCAAUGGAGUCCACAACAAAGUUCAUCUUGUAAACAACAAUUGCAACGAAUCUAUUCUUUUGCCAAUUGUGCAGCUCGACAAGAGUCUAGACAAGAAGAUAUAAAGGAUGAUCCUUCUAGGUUGAUAAAUGAAUUUGACUAUUGGGAUCUUGGAGGAUGGAUUUUGUUGUUUGGCAUGGAAGGAGAAAUAACCCCCAUGGACAGUACACAAGUAUUGAGAAAGUCGUGUUUUCAAUUUUAUCAAGAUUUGAUGCCCAAUGAAAUAGUGCAACUGGAUGAACCUUGGAAACAAACUUACAAGUUUGUCAAACAAUACCACCAAAGCACGGAACAUUUAGCAUACAAGAGCCUAUUGAACACUGUGGAAGAAGAUUUAGUACGAAUUCAACAAUUGUCGAGGAAAACUCCUAUGAUUCGUAUUGCGCAACUUGUAAAGCAAUGGAAGGAUCAUUUGAUACUUUGGCAAAAGCAAUGGCUAGGUAAAGAACAUCCCAUUGGUAAAGUCAUUGCACAACUGCAAUGUAUUUUGGACAAAUGGAAUAAAUGGAUCAUGCAACAUUGGCAGAAGGAAUGGAUAGAAUGGCGAGAGGAGAAGUUACAAAUGGACUCAAUAGACUAUUUUUUACCACUUUAUAUCUUCUUGAGCCAUUCUUUGCAGUCAUCAGUCUGUAGGGAAGAUGUGAUGCAAGUAAUGGAUUUCUUUCUAAGAACUGCUCAAAUUGCAGACUUUUCAUUGCGCGUGAAUAUAGUUAAGAGCUUUUAUUUGUUAUUUCAAUGGAAAAAAGACGACAGUACUACUUCUUGGUUAGCGAAUUUGUUACGUGGAAUUUAUUGUUAUUAUCAGCAGUAUGAAAGAAGGAUACAAAAGGAUUAUGAGGAGAGACGAAAGACGGCUUUAGAUAAAAUUCAACGAAAUAUAGAAUAUGCAUAUCAAUACAGUCAAACUAGUGCGGAAGAGCUGGAAAGCAGAUUUGGAUUUCCUAUCGGAUUGAGACAAAAGGCAGUUCAAAUUGGAAGAGAGUUGGAACGUAGCCUCUCGGAUUCUAUAGCUCCUCUUUUGAAAGAUGAUAUGGAAAAUGGCUAUCAACGUGACAGCAGGGCAAAGCAACUUUCUGCGAACUUGUUCGAGUCACUGAGUAACAGAGAAAUAUGGCAUAGAGAUUGGGAUGACGUGAUGAGUUUUAGUUGGUGUGAAAAAACUUCUUAUUUGCUAAACGUUUGGAAGAAAUCGUUUCAUGUUUGGGAACAAAGCUUGACGAAGGAAGGGUUUUCUCCACAAGAUUUUCAACACUGGCUGUGUGUUUUGAAGGAGAAUGAAGUUUCUUGCUAUCCAUCAACAAUACCAACUUCACAUCGUUCUUUAUCAUUUCAAUUAGCUUGCCCUGUAAUAGGCAUAAAGGAAUCAUUGGAUGGUUGGGAUUCACUUGAAGCUAUAUCCUUGCAGGAUGAACUCUACUUUUCUUGUUUAGCUCAGAGUUGUUGGAUUCGACGGUGGUUAUCGUAUUUGCCAGAGUUGAAUGGUCAGGAUGUUUUAUCCGGAGAUAGGAAACAAGUUUGGAAUGAAAUGAAUAUGGGUUUACAUUUUGGAAAGUAUUUACAAUACAUGACUAUGCAAUUGCGACAGUUGAUUCAUGAUGUACGCGAUGGUUGGAGAAAUUUGAAUAAGUUGGACGAGAUAAAAGAUUCUAGUUUGACUCAAUUCUAUGUACAAUAUACGGAAUGGAUAACGUUGUAUGAAGAAUACAAUAAGAUGAGACAACAACCACUAGACAAAGAUAAGGAGCACUGGUUUUCUCAGUUGCAACAAGCAGUAGAGGAAUGGUACACGAAGCAAUCAGACAGUUCAUCUUUGGAUAGACUUUUAAAAGUUCCGUUGGAGCGGAAAUGGAAGCAAGGUAUUUUUAUGUACGUUGAAAGUUUAGCAAACUUGUGGUACAAAUCGAUGCAUAGCGUUAAGGAGAGAAAAGAUUGUCACGAUGACACAGAAAGUUCCCGAAAUGAACAUUUAGAGCGGCUGAGAAAUGUUUUGGACAAUGGAGCAUCUCAUUCUUCUUCCUUAUAUGGUGUUUGUCAAAACUGCUUAGUGGCAUUGGAGUCUAUGAAAAAACAAAUUCAUUCUUUUUGGGAUUCAAAUAGGACUCCAGAAGCUGAUGAGGCGAAGGAUUUACAGAUUAUGGUAUCGAAAGUGAUACGGGUUGCGGUGAUAUGCGAUGCGAUUUGCUGUUUAUGGUGGAAACUCACCAACGAUAUGUUAUUUACUGGUAUCAAAGAAAAGUGGACUCAAUCAGAGAAUGAUACGGAAAGUACGAUGGAUAGAGAAUACGGUACCAAGUAUGAAAAUGUGCAAGGUACUGGAUUAUGUGAUGCUUCCAUUCAGUCUAUGCAAGAAGCAAAUGAUAUAAGUGAUCAACUAGACGAACAAGAUUGGCAAGAAGCUUAUGAGAAACUGGGUUCUGAUAAACAAGAUAAAGACAGUCAACCUCAGACAAACCCUAUGAGCAAUCAUGAUGACAGUCAACAAAGCCAAGUUGAUAUGGAUAAUACUUGGCAAGAUGGAACUUUGGAAGAAGAAAAUGAGGAACAAGUGGAAGAUGUUGAGUCAGGAGAUGGCGAAAAUGAUCCUAUCAUCUCUGACAAUCUAGAAACAAGUGGUCUUGAAAGUAAGGAUUCACCACAGCAAGCCCGUCCAUCAACUGAAGAGAUGUUGAUGGAUAAUGAAAUGAAAGGCAGUAAUCAUGAUGAUGAUGACCUUAAUCAAGAGUUUUUAACGGAGAAUGAAAAAAUAUCAGAAUUGAAAGAAGAAUAUUUAGAAAGCACAAAUGGUGAAUUUGCUGAUGAUCGAAAUGAAGCACAAAUGGAAGAAGAGGGUCAUUGUGCUGAGGAAAUGGAUGCAUUCCCGGAGGAUUUGGAAAAUCUCUCCGAAUCCAGUACUGUUCAAGAGGAGGAACAGCAACCAACUGAAGAAACGAGAGAAGACGAAUUGCAAUCGCAUGAUGACGAAUCUAUGGAAAUGGAAUCCAAUACUUGUGAUGAUACCAAUUGGCAACAACAAGAAGACAAAGGGGAAGCAAAAGAUGAUUCAUGCCAACAAGAAACUGGAUUUGUAUCGUCGAAAGAGGAUCGUAAACCUUCUGACCAUCAUAACAAGCUAACACCAUCAGAUCAUGUAGAAGCCAAUCAAGCAUUGGAUAAUUUAUCAGAGCAAGGAGAAGAAGGGCAAGAAUCCGACCAAGCUAAUCCUUAUCGGUCAUCAAAUAAUACUAAAGGUGAAGAUGCCAAUUGGAUAUUGAAUCCCUAUAUGAAAAGUUCUAAAGAUAUUUGGAAACAUUUAUUGGAGAGAUUAGAUAUGUCAUCAAACAACGAAGAUGUGAAGAUGGAAAAUGUUGUCGACAACGGAGAACAUCAAGAAAUGGACAGCUUACAGGAUAUGAAUUUAAAUGAAGAAGAGGAAUUGUCAGCCUUAAAUCCUUUGAACGAAUCCAAUGAAGUAGUAGACUCUUGGGAAAGAUCCCAACUCAAUGAAUUUAUCGAGGAAGGUAUAAAGAAAGAAGAAGAGGAACGUAAAGCCCAAGUCUCGUUCGAAAAGUCUUCAGGUGUGUGUCUAAGAGAAGAAGCCAACGCUAAUGAGACACAAUCUUUGAGAACAAAUUGGGAGGAAUAUGAGAAGAAACAACCAAAUGAAGAAAUUGAAAGAGAUCUAUCUUCUUUACAAAGCAAUUGCACAAAAGAGUUACAAGACAAAAAUACAAAUAAUGCAAUGCAAUUAUAUGCACCACCUGGAGAGCUUGCAGAACUCAACUCUAUGCAAGUUACUCAAGAGUUGGAAACAACAGCCUCGUUGGAUGAGGAAGAGGACUCAUAUGUCGAUUUUACUCGUCGAGUCCAAUCCUUUUUCACAAGAAGUACAACUGGUGAAAAGGAGAGUCAGUUGAUUUGGCAGCAGCUGCUUCAAAAGACAUCACAAGAUGCCAUGUUGCUUGCAGAAAGGCUACAGAUGAUAUUGGAACCUUGCGUCACGAGUCAACUCACAGGUAGUUAUCGAACAGGAAAGAGGCUUUCCAUGAAGAAAGUAAUCGAAUUCUAUGCUUCGGAUUUCCGAAAGGACCGCAUUUGGUUGAGAAGAGUGCAACCUGACCGUCGUUCUUAUGAUGUGCUUAUAGCAAUUGAUGAUUCGGCUUCCAUGAUGGAAUCCCAGGCUAGUAUUCUUGCAAUGGAGACUUUGGCUUUGCUGGCUUCUUCAUUCACACGUUAUGAAGUUGGAAGACUGGCUGUAGCCCGCUUUGGAAAUGAAGUGAGUUGGCUGCGUUCUUUUGAGGACAGCUUGUCAAUGGAAGUUGGAGGAGCAGAGAUUUUGCAACAAUUUCAUUUUAAACAGAAUGCCACGGAUGUCGCGGAACUAUUGAGACAAGCUAUUGUGUUUUUAAAAGAGUCAAAAUCAACCAGCCAAGCUUCAAUUGCAACUAUUCAGUUGUUUUUUAUUGUAUCUGAUGGCCGUUUGCAGAAUAGAAAUUUCAUCAGAAAGUUGGUUAGAGAAGCUUGGGAAAAUGGCCAACUGAUAGUUUUCCUAUUGACUGAUUAUGUGGAUUCUAAACAGCAAUCAAUUAUUAGUUUGAAACGAGUAGAAACACUAGAAAAUGGAGAAUUGAAAAUAAGUUCUUAUUUGGAUGACUUUCCGUUUCCCUUUUACAUCUUGGUGCGCCAAGUGGAAAGUUUACCACAAGUAGUGGCUAGUGCAUUACAAGAAUGGAUAGAAAUGAUGAAUCCCAGUCGUUUAGGUAGUUUGGACAAGUGAAUAUGAAACAUCUCAUCUACGCGUAAACUAAAACAUAUU
Molecule: messenger RNA, 15110 nt
Organism: Galdieria sulphuraria
Lineage: Eukaryota; Rhodophyta; Bangiophyceae; Galdieriales; Galdieriaceae
Product: MoxR-like ATPase
Exons: 6
Coding region: 21-15071 (5016 amino acids)
Biological process (GO): ribosomal large subunit assembly; rRNA processing
Cellular component (GO): nucleus; preribosome, large subunit precursor
Molecular function (GO): ATP binding; ATP hydrolysis activity
Source: RefSeq, a predicted model, not a curated record